Branchiostoma belcheri (Belcher's lancelet) is the source of this 1788-nucleotide messenger RNA. Its product is annotated as serine/threonine/tyrosine-interacting protein A-like. The coding region runs from base 198 to 893 and encodes 231 amino acids. Gene Ontology annotation, cellular component: cytoplasm; nucleoplasm. The transcript is spliced from 10 exons. Gene Ontology annotation, biological process: protein dephosphorylation; negative regulation of protein binding; negative regulation of SCF-dependent proteasomal ubiquitin-dependent catabolic process. The record is from RefSeq and is a predicted model, not a curated record. Gene Ontology annotation, molecular function: F-box domain binding; protein tyrosine/serine/threonine phosphatase activity. NCBI's taxonomy places the organism in Eukaryota, Metazoa, Chordata, Leptocardii, Amphioxiformes, Branchiostomatidae.
CACAAUAACAAGUACAUGCACCGCGCUCUCAUAUCUGCAAUAGUCGACAAGCGGUUAUAUUCUGUCCUACUUUGCAUCAGGUACAGUGUAAUGACCUUUAACCUUUGCGCGCAGAAAAGAAAAGUUGGUCCGCUAUUCCUGCAUUAGAAACGUGUAUUUUUCGUCAUUGUUACACCUGGUAGAACAAUGGGUUAAACAUGGAUGGAGUCGUCACAUCACUGGAGUUCCCAGAAGUCCCAAACAGCGAGGAUGACACCAGGGACUGGAGCUACACCAUGAGAAGAAAUAUGCAGGAAAUCCUUCCCAAUGUGUUCCUGGGGCCAUAUUCUGUAGCUACAAAGAGAAAUCUUUCCAACCUGUUGGAGUUAGGUAUCACCCACGUAGUGUGUGUUAGAGAUACUCUGGAGGCCAAAAUUAUCAAACCAAACUUUUCUGAUCAUUUCAGAUACCUGGUACUGGAUGUUGCAGAUAAAACCACAGAAAAUAUAAUUCAGCACUUUCCUAAGGUUAAAGAAUUUAUGGACCAGUGUCUACAAACUGGAGGAAAAGUCCUAGUGCAUGGCAAUGGGGGGAUAUCCAGAAGUGCUGCUCUGGUGAUAGCUUACAUGAUGGAAACCUAUGGAAUGACUUACAGAGAUGCGUUCCACCACGUGCAGCAGAGGAGAUUCUGUAUCCAGCCUAACGAGGGGUUUGCUAACCAGCUGAUGGAGUAUGAACCCAUCUACAUGGCCAGACUCACCGUCAGACCUGGGACCUGCUGGGGACAGAACAACACACAUCUCCAUGGAGGUAGAAAACGUAGCCUGGAUGAGGAGGGUGAUGAAGAAGCCAUGGAUCAGACAGGAGACCCCAGUCUGGACUCACAGAACAAGUCACAUCAUCCUGACACAUGAGGACAGAUGUGCUCUCACAAGUUACAUUAUACUCUUUUUGAUUAAAGUACGGUUAAUGUACAUUUGUUUUUGAGAGGUUUAAGGGUCCAUUUUCUUUCUUACAUUGAUUUGUAUUUGUCUCAAAGAUGCAUCCAAGAAAAGUUAUUGACCUGUGUCAUAUGUCUAUAGAUAGUGGUACCUCUUCCUUUUUCCUGACAGUUCAUUUUCCAUCAUUUUCAAUCUGUAACAAUGCAUAAAGGGCCCCUGCAUUGCAUUAUAAUGCUAUAGAAAUGUUGAUUCCUUUUGGUUUAACAAUUUGAUAUUAUUCCAACCCUACAUAAAAUCUGCCGCUAUGUUGAUCAAUUGUAGAGAAUUCUAAAGUGAUGUUAGUAAUCAAUCUCAUUUGUUGCCAAUGUACAAUUUGAUCAAUAUUACUUCAAACAUUGUAAUUAAUUUGACUGGGACCAAGGCUACAAUUUUGGGUGCAUAUUUCUUGAUUGACUUGAUUCUUUGCAAUCAUAGCUGAAAGUCUUCUGUUGUUCAGCACUGAGUUUUUAUAUUCUUUUCUGACUAGUGCAUAAUUAACUUCUACUUGCAGCUGCAUUGACCACAGUGUCAGUGUGAUACUGAUAGAUUAAACUCACAGUAUGCCCAAACUGUGUGUACAUUGUGUUUCACAUUUACACUUAUGCUCACAUUGGAAAUGGUUAGUUCAAGACAAAAGAGGAAUGUCAUGUAUAUUAUCAUUAGAGUCAGAUAAGAAUGUAAACUGGUCUUGUUUUUGUGAAAAGUAUGUUAGUUUUAUUAUAGCCAUGUGUCAAUUAUGGUACCAUUUAUUGACACUCAUGUCUUUGAACAAAACAUAGCAACGAUUGCAUGUUACACACUCUAAUUAUUACAUAUGACUUGGUGAAAA